This is a messenger RNA of Hypanus sabinus (Atlantic stingray), 1078 nucleotides long. It is a transcript of the gene kng1, whose product is annotated as kininogen 1. Gene Ontology annotation, molecular function: cysteine-type endopeptidase inhibitor activity. Gene Ontology annotation, cellular component: extracellular region. The record is from RefSeq and is a predicted model, not a curated record. The transcript has 7 exons. Gene Ontology annotation, biological process: negative regulation of endopeptidase activity. The coding region runs from base 1 to 1074 and encodes 357 amino acids. NCBI's taxonomy places the organism in Eukaryota, Metazoa, Chordata, Chondrichthyes, Myliobatiformes, Dasyatidae.
AUGAAGCUGUUUUACAUUGCACUCUUCACCAUUCAACUCCGAAACAUUGAUGCAGUGUCAGAACCUAUGCCAUUUAAAGAACACAAACUCCUGAAAGCUGAUUGUAAUGAUACAGGUGUUUUAGCUGCUGUGGAUUUCGCACUUCGUAAAUUCAAUGUGGAACAGAAAGCAGGGAAUAAAUUUGCUCUUUAUAGAGUAACUUCUGCUCAAACUCAAGUUCAGGAAGUAUAUGGACUCAAAUACAUUGUGGAAUUUAGCAUCUAUGAAACAGACUGCCCCAUUGAAAGCACAACGCUCUGGAAAAGAUGCAACUACAAUAAACCAAAAAUUGCUUCUUCUGGUAUAUGCGAUUCAGAGACGAUCAUCAAUAGAAUCAUGAGAAGAAAUGACGUGAUUUCACUCAACUGCACAGUUUCUCAAGAUCACAGCUGGAUUUUUCCUGAAAGAGAACCAUGCCUUGGAUGUGAAAAAUCAAUGGAAGCUGAUAACCACACACUAAAUAAAGUCAGUGCCUCUGUUACUGAAGAAUUCAACAGGAACAGGACAUUCACAAAUUACUUUCGGAUUGCAAGAGUACAGAAAUUAAGCGAACAGGUGGUGGCUGGACUACUAUACCGAAUGGAAUUCUUGCAUCGUGAAACUGAAUGUGGCAAAGAUCAACCUUUACUUUAUGAAAAUGUUAUUAAAUGCCCUUUCAAGGCUAAUGGUACGCGGCUGCUAUGUUCUUCGACGGUAAUUGAAAAAGGAUGGUUAAAUAGUACUUCUGCAACUGUGACUUGUCAGGAGAUAACACCGUCCACGUUUGCAGAUGAGAUAUGGGGACCAUUUAUGUUGCUAGAUACUCAAACAGGAAAUGUCAGAAGAGGUUCACUGUCGGAAACGAACUCUGCCUCUGUAGAAAUCCUUGACUCUGCAGAAGAGCAUGACCUCAGUACCUGCCCAGGAGAACCAUGGAAGUCCUUGCAUCAUGUUAAACCUGCUUCUCCACCUAAUAGUGAUCACCAUGAAAGUCAUGAAAGUGCAGAAGCACCCGCAGAUAUUCCUGACUUAUUUGCUUCUGUACGAUCAGCAUAAUCUU